AUUAUCCGUCAGGCUAAAGCACAGCAGAUGAUUGUUGUGCGAAAGAACACUCUCAACAUGAUAUUCGUAACGCACGCGAUAGGACCGGACACCGCCGGAAUCAUCGAUGCUGCUAUUAUGUUCAAGCAAUACCAGGCACCAGUACGCAUAGGGUUCGUCUUCUACACUUCUCGGUGA
This is a messenger RNA of Sphaeroforma arctica JP610, 177 nucleotides long. RefSeq lists its product as hypothetical. The transcript has a single exon. NCBI's taxonomy places the organism in Eukaryota, Ichthyosporea, Ichthyophonida. The record is from RefSeq and is a predicted model, not a curated record. The annotation marks the transcript as partial.